CCUCCCCCCACCCCACCCAACCCAACCCAACCCUCCCUCAUCACCGCAGCCCACCAGACCUCCCUCCCAUCAUCCCUUCCUCGAUCGCUCGCCGUCUAUUUGCUCAAACUCCUCUGCAAUUAAUCUCCCCUUCGUGGUUUGCUUGAUUGGCUGAAAUGGGCGCUUCGCUUCCACCUAAAGAGGCCAACCUCUUUAAGCUCAUCGUUAAAUCAUAUGAAACAAAACAGUACAAAAAGGGUUUAAAGGCUUCAGAUGCAAUUUUAAAGAAGUCUGCUGAUCAUGGAGAAACUCUGUCGAUGAAGGGUUUGAUAUUGAACUGCAUGGACCGCAAACAAGAAGCAUAUGAACUCGUCCGACUUGGAUUGAAGAAUGAUCUUAAGAGUCAUGUUUGCUGGCAUGUGUACGGUCUUCUGUAUCGCUCCGACAGAGAAUACAGAGAAGCAAUUAAGUGCUACAGGAAUGCAUUAAAGAUUGAUCCUGACAAUAUUGAGAUACUAAGGGACCUGUCUCUUUUACAAGCACAAAUGCGUGACUUGGCAGGUUUUGUAGAAACAAGGCAACAAUUGCUCACUCUAAAACCAAAUCAUCGCAUGAAUUGGAUUGGUUUCGCUGUUGCCCAACACCUGAACUCCAAUGGAUCAAAGGCAGUUGAUAUCCUUGAAGCUUAUGAAGGAACUCUCGAGGAUGACUACCCUCCUGACAACGAACGUUGUGAGCAUGGAGAGAUGCUUUUGUACAAGAUUUCUUUACUGGAAGAAUGUGGAUUGGUUGAAAAGGCUCUUGAGGAGUUGCGCAAGAAGGAACCGAAAAUUGUUGAUAAAUUAGCUUACAAGGAGCAGGAGGUUUCUAUGCUGGAGAAGCUAGGCCGCUUUGAUGAAGGAGAAGAUUUAUACAGAAAGCUCCUUUUGAUGAAUCCCGACAAUUACAGGUACUAUGAGGGCUUGCAAAGAUGCAUGAGACUGUAUUCAGCCAACGGUCAGUAUUCAGCUGAUGAAGUUGAUCGACUAGAGGCCUUAUAUCUAUCACUUGGGAAGGAGUAUAGUCGUUCAUCUGCAGUUAAGAGAAUUCCACUUGAUUUUCUGAGUGCUGAAAAAUUUCGUCAGGCAGCUGAAAGUUACAUUCAACCUUUUCUAAGCAAGGGUGUCCCAUCUUUAUUUUCUGAUCUUUCCCCACUCUAUGAUCAUGCCGGAAAGGCAGAUAUUCUAGAGCAGAUAAUUCUUGAUCUGGAGAGCUCGGUCAAGACAACUGGUGGAUAUCCGGGAAGAGCGGACAAGGAGCCUCCUUCUACUCUCAUGUGGAUUUUGUUUUAUCUGGCUCAGCAUUAUGACAGACGUGGUCACUAUGACGUUGCUCUUAGAAAAAUUGACGAGGCCAUAGACCAUACUCCCACGGUCAUUGAUUUGUACUCGGUGAAGAGCCGGAUAUUGAAGCAUGCUGGAGAUCCUGUAGCAGCUGCUGCCUUGGCUGAUGAAGCUAGAUGUAUGGAUCUAGCUGAUCGUUAUGUGAAUAGUGAAUGUGUUAAACGAAUGUUGCAAGCGGAUCAGGUUUCAUUGGCAGAGAAAACGGCCGUGUUGUUCACAAAAGAUGGAGAGCAGCACAAUAACCUCCAUGAUAUGCAGUGCAUGUGGUAUGAACUAGCAUCUGGAGAAAGUUACCUACGGCAAGGGGACCUUGGGCGGGCCUUAAAGAAGUUCUUGGCUGUGGAAAAGCAUUAUGCAGAUAUUACAGAGGACCAAUUUGAUUUCCAUUCCUACUGCUUAAGAAAAAUGACUCUUAGAACUUAUGUGGAAAUGCUAAAAUUUCAAGAUCGCCUUCAUUCCUAUCCUUAUUUCCGGAAAGCUGCUGUUGGGGCCAUCAAAUGUUACUUGAAGCUGUAUGAUUCUCCGCUGAAGUCUCCUGCUGGAGAAGAUGACGAGAUGUCUAAGUUGCCUCCUUCACAGAAAAAGAAAUUGAGACAAAAACAGAGGAAAGCUGAAGCACGAGCUAAGAAAGAAGCUGAAGUAAAAGAAGAAGCAAAUCCUUCUACCCUGUCAAGAUCGGGAAAACGCCAAGUAAAGCCUGUAGAUCCUGAUCCACAUGGAGAGAAGCUAGUUCAGACCGAAGAACCUUUGGUGGAAGCUACCAAGUACCUGAAGCUACUUCAGAAGCACUCUCCUGAUUAUUUGGAGACACACUUGCUUUCUUUCGAAGUUAACAUGAGAAAGCAGAAAAUCUUGCUCGCAUUGCAGGCAGUCAAGCAUCUGGUACGGUUGGAUCAUGAUAGCCCAGACACGCACCGUUGCUUGAUAAAAUUCUUCCACAAAGUGGGAUCCAUGCCUGCUCCCGUCACUGAUGCUGAAAAACUUGUAUGGGGUGUCUUAGAAGCCGAGCGUCCUACAAUUAGUCAGUUGCAGGGGAAGUCGCUGAGUGAGGCGAACGAUUCUUUCCUAGAGAAACAUAAAGAUUCAUUGACGCACAGAGCUGCCGUAGCUGAAAUGAUGUUUGUUAUGGAACCAAACAAAAAGAAUGAUGCUGUCAAGUUGAUUGAAGAAUCAUCCAACAACCUUGUUUCAUUAAAUAGGAAGCUCAAGGACUGCGUUGCCGUCCACAAACUCUUGAAAACAGUUUUGGAUGAUCAAGAUGCUGCAUCUAGAUGGAAAGCACAGUGCGUCGAGCACUUCCCUUACUCAACAUACUUCGAAGGCAGCCGUAGCUCAGCAGUUCAAAGUUCAUCCCACCAACAGAUUUCAGAAAAUGGCAGCCCCAGCAGCAAUCACUCUGCUUCUAAUGGAAACAUUGAAAAGCUGAACCCCACCAAUCAAACACCUAUAUGAUUUUGGUUUAUUUUGCACCGGCUACAUCAACGAUGUCGUCGUCAACAACAGGUGGAGGAAUAUGGGGAGGAUCUACAACUACCUACAUCUCUCUCGUCUCUCUCUCUCUCUCUCUCUAUUUCCCUCUGGUAUGCCAAAUUAUGUACACACACAUUUGUCUUUCUUUCACCUGGUUUGGUUUCUGGAGUUGUGUAACUUUUUGCUGAUUUGUGAUCUGAGGAAAUGAUCUGAUCUGAUCAUCCUACAACAGCCCUCUUCUUGUCACCAUAAUAGAAUUAAUUAAUUAAGCACCACCAUUAUGUUGUAUUUUUUUUUUUUUUCAAAAUUUAUUUUUGACAAAGUUAAUUAGUUGGAAUUUGGGAUAUCAUGUAUAAAUUGUGGUUUCUUUAACUAUAUGAAAUUUUGUUUUGAUCUUC
Molecule: messenger RNA, 3229 nt
Organism: Andrographis paniculata
Lineage: Eukaryota; Viridiplantae; Streptophyta; Magnoliopsida; Lamiales; Acanthaceae
Product: N-terminal acetyltransferase A complex auxiliary subunit NAA15
Exons: 26
Coding region: 156-2813 (885 amino acids)
Biological process (GO): N-terminal peptidyl-methionine acetylation
Cellular component (GO): cytoplasm
Molecular function (GO): protein binding; protein-N-terminal amino-acid acetyltransferase activity
Source: RefSeq, a predicted model, not a curated record